Molecule: messenger RNA, 546 nt
Organism: Armigeres subalbatus
Lineage: Eukaryota; Metazoa; Arthropoda; Insecta; Diptera; Culicidae
Product: adrenodoxin-like protein 2, mitochondrial
Exons: 1
Coding region: 16-411 (131 amino acids)
Biological process (GO): P450-containing electron transport chain
Molecular function (GO): 2 iron, 2 sulfur cluster binding
Source: RefSeq, a predicted model, not a curated record
UGUAUAUAAUUCUCAAUGUUCAUACCAUUAUUGUCGCUCACAUUUAAUCGUGUUUCAUUUUUUUCCUCCCUCAGGGUUGAGGUCACAUUUGUGCGAGCCAGUGGAGACCGGAUAAAAGCCAAGGGCAAGGUCGGCGAUUCGCUGCUCGAUGUGAUUGUCAACAAUCAGAUCGACCUGGAGGGCUUCGGGGCGUGCGAGGGCACGUUGACCUGUUCCACUUGCCAUCUGAUCUUCUCGCAGGCCGAUUACGAUGCACUGCCGGAGAAACCGGGCGAUGAGGAGCUGGACAUGCUGGACCUGGCCUACGAGCUGACCGAUACUUCCCGGCUCGGGUGUCAGAUCGUGCUGUCGAAGGAAAUGCAGGGAUUGGAAGUGCGGGUGCCUGCCACUAUCAACGACGCAAGAAGUUAACACACCGUCGAGCGGAACGACGCACUAAAUGUUACCGGAUGCAUAUACGUUUCUUUUGUUAUGGCAAUAGUUCCCGUUUACUUGAUAGAUGUUUUUCCUUUUUUAUGUUAAAAUAAAAGUACACCAUUCAAUGGA